Trifolium pratense (red clover) is the source of this 935-nucleotide messenger RNA. RefSeq lists its product as uncharacterized. Gene Ontology annotation, biological process: rRNA base methylation. Gene Ontology annotation, molecular function: rRNA (uridine-N3-)-methyltransferase activity. The coding region runs from base 14 to 835 and encodes 273 amino acids. The record is from RefSeq and is a predicted model, not a curated record. NCBI's taxonomy places the organism in Eukaryota, Viridiplantae, Streptophyta, Magnoliopsida, Fabales, Fabaceae. Gene Ontology annotation, cellular component: cytoplasm. The transcript has 3 exons.
GAUUGAUUCCAAAAUGGAAGAAAGAUGGAUAAAACAUUAUAGUAGCUGCCACAAGAUAUUGCUGGUUGGAGAGGGAGAUUUCUCUUUUGCACUCUCUUUGGCAAGGGCAUUUUGCUCGGCUUCCAACAUAGUUGCAACUUCUUUUGAUUCGAAAGUGUCAUUGCAGGUGAAGUACUCAAGAGCUACAAUAAAUCAGAUAGAACUAAAGAGGUUCGGUUGCACCAUUUUGCAUGAAGUGGAUGCCCUUACCAUGGACCAACACCCGUUGUUGCUAGGGAAAAUAUUCGAUCGCAUAGUCUUUAAUUUUCCCCAGGAUAUAGGAUUUGCUUUUCACAAAAUUCAGAAUCACCAGAAGUUGGUGUUGGGUUUUCUACAGAAUGCAAGGAGGAUGCUAAGUCGCGACGGGGAAGUUCAUGUGACACUAAACUGUACCUAUCCUUUUAAUAAAUGGGAAGUAGUGAAAUUGGCAAAGAAAGCUGGUUUGGUAUUGGUUAAGAAGGUGCCAUUUAAAAUGCAAGAAUAUCCAUGUUACACUAAUAGAAGAGGAUCUGGACUCAAUUGGGAUGGAAAGUUUGAUGUUGGUUAUUAUUGUAGCACCUUCAAGUUCUCGAAAGCAAAAAAUGUUCAAUCUUUUGUGGCAAUAUCAGAAAUAUCAGUAGACCCAAAUUCACUGCAGUUAAAAGAUACAAGUGAAUGUGAAUUGAAGUUGUCGAGUAAAGAUCAGAUGGUUCGCGUUUCAACUUCAACAAAUUUGAUUGAAACCACUAUUUAUUCUCCGAUCAACACCACAACAAAUUCAAAUUCAAAUUUAAUCUCAAUGUGCACAAUUUUAUGAAGAAGCGAAGAAUGCAUACUCUAAAAUUUAGACCAAGCUUUCAAAAAAAAAUGUACACCAAAAAACAUUUAUCUUUGCAAUGUUGAAGAAUGUUUGAGUU